AUGCUUACCCGCUACAUCUGCCAUCGCCAUAUACUCCGGACCAACCGCCUGGCCCUCCUUCGUCCGCGCGAAUUCCACGACUCACAAUACCCGCCACUGCCACCAACCCUAGACUGGACACCCGGAGAACCCUCAGGGUCCAACCCCGAAGACCCCGAGACCCCGUCCGUCCCUAUACGGGCCGAUAGGUCUACCCGCAGGGUCGCUGCUAAGAGCAAAGGCGUCGUCGAGGUUGAUCUAAACCCCACCCUAGAUUGGUAUUCGGGCAAGCGCAACUCGGAUUUCUCUGCUAGCCGCCCAAGUUUGUUGGAUAUUGACAUUCAAGAGCCAAAAUUAAAUUGGUUGAAGAAAGGUUGGGCAUCGGAUUUGAGCGAGGAUAGCGACUUGUCAUUGUUAGCAGAGGAACUGGGAAGGCAGGCGGAGGAAUUGAAGGAGAAGGCAGCGAAAUUGAGAAGGAAGGAGCAGGGUUUGAUAAGGAAACUGCGAAGUCAGCCCGGUGGUAAAAGAGGCCCCGAAAAUCCGUUGGUGAGGAGGUACGAACUCGAUCCCAAGCCGGAAAUCGAGCCGAAGGAACAACUGGUCAUAAGGAGGCUUGACAGUGUGAAAAAGAAAAAGAAAAAGCAAAAGGGAAGACGGAAAGCACCCAAAGAGGAGGAGGAGGCAAAACUCGAAGUUUUACAGGAACCAUUGAAGGAUUCAAGUAAAUCUAGCGAAGAUCCUCAGGAACCUCUGAAGGAUUCGAACAAGCCUAGUGAAGGCCCCCACGAACUAGAGCAGGAAGAGGCUGCACUUGAGGAGUUAGAAGCACGAAAUUUCAGAAUUAGAUACGAGUACUCCACACUAGUCAGACGGGUACACGACAUAUCGGACCCGCGAAAACCUAGAACAGCUGUCACAGAAGAAUAUUUACAGGCACUCCCCUUUAAACACCAAGAGCCUCCAGUAAUAAGAAGGCUGUUGAACGCCCCACCGAACCUUGAGGGGCCUCCAAUAAGGAAGACAUUAGGACGACACUCACAGUCGAAGGUCAGGUUUGUAGUCACGAGGGGAUUCGGGUCUGCAGCAGUAGCAGUAGAAAUGGAAGAGGAGAAUGAAUAUUACGAAGACGUCACGAUCAACCAAGUUGAAGAGAGCACAAAAGAAAAGAUUGUGAAUGAAGCUAUUCCCGAUGAUACAAAUUUGAUUGGCGGGGAUAACGGGCAAGCUUCUCCAAAAGACAAUGCACCAGGGGCUAAGUGCGAUACCGAGGCGAAUUCCAUGGGUGAAAAUAGUAGCGCGGCCUCCGCACAGAAGCCACACGAUCUGAAACGUGUGAAUUUGGGAUCCUACCAGAAGGCUCCUUUGGAUGGCACCAAAAAGUCGAAAAAGCGUAAGGUGCACACCAAAGAAGUUAAAGAAGGUUCCAAUGAAGUAGUCCUUGGCUACGACAUCAAAGCUCUUUUGUCUAGCCUCAAUAUCGAAGAAUCUGGGGACGUCCAGCUGCCAGAAAGAGACGCGGAAAUCAAACUCACCGUUUCUAAACUCUCGUCUACGGGUGAAGGUCUCGCGGUCUAUAACGGCCGUGUCUAUACGGUCCCAUUUGGUGUGCCUGGAGACCAGGUCACAGCUACAGUUCGCCGACACAACGAUGAUCACUCAGUCUCAAAGAUUAUCAGCAUCGACCAGCCAUCGCCGGACCGUGAUGACUCCAUAGUGGGGUGCGGGUACUUUGGUACCUGUAAUGGGUGUCAAUUCCAGAUGCUUCCAUACGCCGUCCAGCUCGAACAUAAGCGAAAGGUUGUCCAAAGGGCCUUCAAAAACUUUUCGAAUCUCCCACCGGAGUUGAUCCCUGAGAUUGGAGUGACUAUGCCCAGUCCUUUGCAGUAUGGGUAUCGAACCAAGCUUACCCCGCAUUUCAACGGGCCACGAAGGGGCGGGUUUAAAGAACAUAUGCCGGUCCCAAACAUAGGAUUCUUUGCAAAAGACCCGGCAUAUGUUAUGGAUAUCGAGGAUUGCCCGAUUGGCACUGAUACGGUGAGAGAUGGAAUCACGGAGCGCAGGACGUUUGUCAAGGAGAACCUGACAACAGCAUUUAAACGUGGAGCGACAUUAUUGUUAAGGGAGUCAACCAUGAGGACAUACCUUGAAGAGGCGGGAGAGGACGGCAAAAAAUGGAUUGACAAGAAGCUGUGUAUCACUGAUCACAACGCAAGGAGCAUUGAAUAUAUUGGGGACUUGAAGUUUGAUAAUCCUGCGGGGUCAUUCUUCCAGAACAAUAACUCCAUCCUAGAAAGUUUCACUGCAUACAUCCGCGAGAACCUCAACCUCCCCGUCGUUAAAAAAGCCGAAGGCUCCACCGACGCCACCGAGACCGCCGCGCGGCCCAAGUACCUCGUAGACGCCUACUGCGGCUCCGGCCUCUUCACCAUCACCUGCGGUGAGGGCCUUGAGAAGGUGUGGGGUAUCGACGUUGACAAAUCCUCUAUCGAGUCCGCGCGCAAAAACGCCAAAGCAAACAACAUCGAGAACGCCGACUUCAUCGGCAGCACAGCCGAGGAUAUCUUUGGCAAGCUCACGUUCCCGGGGUUGGAGACGAGCUUGAUCAUUGACCCGCCGAGGAAGGGGUGCGACAAGCGUUUCUUGGACCAGCUGCUGGACUUUGCGCCGAAGAGGGUGGUGUAUGUUAGUUGUAAUGUGCACACGCAGGCGAGGGAUAUUGGGUAUAUCUUGUCGGAUGAGAAGGGUAAGGGGUAUAGGAUUGAUAGUAUCAGGGGGUGCGAUUUCUUCCCACAGACGUACCAUGUGGAGGGUGUUGCCGUCAUGACGAAGAUUGAUUGA
Messenger RNA from Morchella importuna, 2817 nucleotides. RefSeq lists its product as uncharacterized. Gene Ontology annotation, biological process: tRNA processing. Gene Ontology annotation, molecular function: tRNA (uracil(54)-C5)-methyltransferase activity, S-adenosyl methionine-dependent. The record is from RefSeq and is a predicted model, not a curated record. Lineage: Eukaryota; Fungi; Ascomycota; Pezizomycetes; Pezizales; Morchellaceae. The transcript has 2 exons. Bases 1 to 2817 code for a protein of 938 amino acids.